Molecule: messenger RNA, 2243 nt
Organism: Gossypium arboreum
Lineage: Eukaryota; Viridiplantae; Streptophyta; Magnoliopsida; Malvales; Malvaceae
Product: cyclin-dependent protein kinase inhibitor SMR3-like
Exons: 1
Coding region: 1538-2020 (160 amino acids)
Biological process (GO): regulation of DNA endoreduplication
Source: RefSeq, a predicted model, not a curated record
UGAACUCAUUUUCUCCCCAUCUUUAAAACCACACAACACUUACAACAACAUAAAAACAUGCAGUAAUUGUUAGUUUUUUCCUCUUUUUUUUUACUUUUCUUAGAAAACAAACAAACAAUAAUGAGAAAUCAUGGAAAAAAGUAUAUAUAGAGAUGAAUGUUAUGAUAGUUAUAUCCUCUGUAGUAAACCACGUGAUUUGAUGCAUCAAAGUUCGUAGAAAUCAAGGAAAAAGCGAUUGCUUAAGCGAGAUUUUUGUAUAUAGUUAGUUAAUGGGUGAGGCUUUUUGUAAGGAGUGAAAAGAAAGGGACUUCGCCGUUUCAAGAAAAUAAAAAAGUAUAUUUCUGGUUUUAGUCCCUCUAUUGUGGUGCAAUUUGAGAUAUAAUCUUUCUAAUUUAGUACAACAUAAUGUGGAAUUUCUUUAAGUAUUAAUUGAUCAUGGUUGACAAAACUUGAAUUGUCCGAUAGAUUUUAAUCUGAUCCAUUCCGAAUAUAGAUUAUCAUUUUUAGAACAAUGGAAGUGAGGGAUGGAGCAAUUUUUUGUUUGGAAGAAAGGUAUGAAACAAUUAUAGUAUUUGUUUGUCCUGUCACCAUAUUUUAAAAUUAUUAUUUUACCCUUAAUUGUUAAAAAGAUAAAAAGGAAAUACAAUAUAUGAAAAAAACCUAAAAUAUUAAAACGAGACAUUGAUAGAUAAUUAUAUGUCAAAUUCACAUUAAAAUUAUUAAAAUAACUUAUAAAUGUUAAAUAAGAUAUAGUGGGGCAGAUUAUUAUGAACGUAUCCAAUAGUAACAAAGGUGAUAAUAGCAUUUAAGUUUUAACAUUUAUAGAAAAGCGGAAUAAAAGGUAAGGAUGAACAAUGACGGUAAAUUUAAUAAUAUUUAUUUUGUAAUCCGUAUAUGAUUCAUUAUGUGAUUUAAUAAACAAUUAAAAAUACACAUCAUUUUUAUGGUAACAAUUAGCAGUGCUAUUACUUUGGAUUCACCAUAUAAAAGUAAGGAAUUAAAUUUCGAUAAAUUAAAAUAGAAAGAUUAAAUCUUAAAUUUUAAUAUAAUAGAAGGAGUAAGAGAGAGAGGAGGGGUGGAGGAGGUUAAGCUAUAGAAAGAGACUUGUUAUAAAAUUGAGUGAAAGCAAGAAAGAUUUGUGUGUGGGUUCUUUUGUUUAUAUAUAUGGUUGCAUUGGAUCCUACGCCAAAGUGGGUUGUCAAAGCCUUUUCUCUGUCUCUCAUCUUUGCUUUCUCUUUCUCAUUUCGCAGCUAAAUUCCAAACUAAAAUCCAAGAUAGAAAAAGAAAUUCAGAGAGCAAUCAAGGAAGAUGGUGAUGUGAUGAAUUAAAAAAAAAAAAAAACUUUGGCAUUUUCGUUUACUAUAUAUCAAAUAACAAGCUUCUUCUCUUUGUUUUUCUAGGCUUUUUUUUCCUGCUGGUACUUGAACUGUCUUUUCCUUCAUUUGCUUGCAAUUUUCAUAAGUUGAUCCCUCUCUCUCAUCUUUAAAUUCUUUGUCCUUCACCAUUUCUUCAUAUCCUAGGUUGAUUUUGGACUUCCAUGUACUCAAAAUUAAAACCAGUUCCAUUCAUGGGUGUCUCAAGUACCAUGGAACUCAGUUUCUUGGUUAGGCCUCCUCUAGAAUUCAAUGAAGAUUGUGGAACUGCAACUAAUGUUAAACAGGAAGAAGAAGAAGAGAAGAGCAAGUUGGUGACGAUGGGUACUUCUGAAUCUGAGGUGGUUGCUGCUGCUAAUGAUUAUCAAGAUGAAAACGACAACGAUGGGUUCAAGACCAACGAUGGGUUCAAGACUCCUACUUCAUUGGACCAUAAAAUCCCAGCCGCCGCCAUCCUCAAGUGCCCACCUGCACCAAGGAAACCAAAAUCCCUCCCCAUUAUAUCGUCACCAGCAAAACGAAAAUCUCUUCGCAGGAGAAUUUUGCUUGAUUUGACGAAAGAGAUCGAGUCUUUGUUCCCUCCAGCUCUUAUUGCAGAUCUAGGGAACAAGAUUAAGAAAGUCAGACAAGGAAGUGACUUCAAAUGACAUGAUACAUAUACAUAUAUACAUACAUACAAAUAUAACUAUAUAUGUGUCAUGUAUUUAUUUGAAGAAUUUUAAUUAUGUUAUUUGUUUUCAUCAUCCUAGACCAUCACUUCUAUGUUCAGUUUCAUUGGUGUGUUUUUUAUUUGGUGUUUCUAUCAGAUCUAAAACCAUACAAAGACUUUGCAAAAUGGAUCAAAGCAAGUACAAAGUGAGUGAUGUGAUU